Molecule: messenger RNA, 1335 nt
Organism: Adineta steineri
Lineage: Eukaryota; Metazoa; Rotifera; Eurotatoria; Adinetida; Adinetidae
Source: the annotation of a GenBank genome assembly
AUGAAUCUACUUUCAAUGGACGAUGCUGAUGUUGACCGGAUACUUUUUAUGACACCAUCAUUAACACCACAUAUCAGCGACUCAAAUACAUCGGAUUAUUUUGAUUUAGAAUGUUCUUUUUCACAAAAAGAGUAUCAACAACAAAUGUCGCAUUUAACAACAGAAUUACAAAAAGUUGCCAAUCUUUCUUGCCAAUCAAGUGAAAAUGAAUCAGAUAUACAAGAUCAACAACCAACAGAAGCUACUGAUGAUAGUAAUGAUUCUUCCCAUAUACAAAUAACUACAGUUAAUCAUACUAUUGAUGAUUCUCUUCAUCUACAAGCAUCAGAAGAACAUGAUACUCAUACACUUUCAGUAGUACAAGAAACUGGUUUAAUCGAAGAGAGUUUUUCCUCUGUAACGUCAGAUACUGAAACAAUACUAAUGGACGAAUGUCUAGAACGACCAGUGUUUAAUUAUAGUCGUAGUCUAUGUGUAGCAUAUAAAGAUGAAGACGAUGACAUAUCAAUCAUCAAAGAAGCAUUAACAGAUAAAACACCCAUAUCAUUAGAAUUUACUGGAAUAGAAAAAAAAGAUAAUAAAAAUCUUGGACAUAUUAUGAUAAGCUAUAAUCAUUCAACGAGAGCUGUAUGUUCAAGAAUUUCUAAACAUUUGAAAGAUCGUAAUUAUAUCAUUUGGAUUGAUGAAGAUAAUAUAUCUGGUAAUAUUUUUGGAUCGAUGGCAUCAGCUGUUGAAAAUUCUUUUGUUGUUUUAAUGGCAAUUAAUGAACAAUACUAUGACAGUCGUUAUUGUCGACUAGAAGCUGAAUAUUCUGUUGAACGAAAUAAAGCAUCAAUACCUAUGUUAAUGCAAGCAGGUUAUAAAGCACAAGGAUGGCUUGGUAUAAUAAAUGGUGCUAAACUUCAUAUUGAUUUUUCUCAACUUCCAUUUGAUGAAGCAUUUAAUUUACUAGUACGAGAAAUUGAAGCUGUUCGGAGUUCGUUAGGUGCUAAUGAAAAUGAUCGAACCGUUGCAAUUCCUACAAACAAUCAGAUAACUACAACAAUGAGUAGUACAUACUUUCAUUAUCAUAAUGUCCAGGAAUGGUCUGCCGAUGAUGUUAUUGAAUGGUUAAAUCGAGAAAAACUUCAAAUUUUUGAAAAUGCGUUAAAAAAUUUUACUGGUGCAACACUAUGGCAAUUAUAUAAAAUUAAAUUUGAUUCUCCAUCAGAUUACCAUCGAAUGGUUGAUUUAUUAAUUUCUCCUACAAUGCCACUUCGAAUUUUUUAUAUUUUAACAUUCAAUUCUGCUAUUGAAACACUUUUUUCAUCAUCUUUUCAAUCCAUACAUCGAUGA